CGACCCACUGUGUCCAUCAACCCACGGAGACAGCAGCCAGCAGCCCAGUGAGGAAACCCCGAAGAUGGCGCCCAUCUCCAUCCAGACCGUGUUGAUCAGUGAAAGUGUGGACCCUCGCUGCAAGAAGGUUCUGGAGGAAAAUGGCAUCCGAGUCACGGAAAAACCGAACAUGACAAGAGAUGAAUUAAUGGCGGAGAUCAAGGACUACGAUGGCCUUGUGGUUCGAUCUGCAACGAAGGUAACCGCUGAAGUCAUCAAUGCUGCUCAUAAUCUGAAAAUCAUUGGGAGAGCUGGAACUGGUGUGGACAAUGUGGAUGUUGACUCUGCCACCAAAAAGGGUAUUAUUGUCAUGAACACACCCAGCGGCAACACGAUCAGUGCCGCCGAGCUGACAUGUGCUCUGCUGAUGAGCCUCUCGAGAAAUGUGCCUCAAGCUGCGAUGUCGAUGAAACAAGGGAACUGGGAUCGCAAAAAGUUCAUGGGUGCAGAGCUGUACGGCAAAGUGCUCGGAAUAGUUGGACUUGGAAGAAUAGGAAAGGAAGUCGCCUCAAGAAUGCAAUCAUUUGGCAUGAGGACAAUCGGCUACGACCCGAUCACUCCUCCUGCGGUGACCGCGGGCUGGGGGGUCGAGCAGAUGUCUCUGGAGCAGCUGUGGCCCCAGUGUGACUACAUCACUGUGCACACGCCCCUCAUGCCCUCUACUGUCGGUCUGCUCUGUGAUGAAACGUUUGCGAAGUGCAAGAAGGGAGUGAAGGUUGUGAACUGUGCACGAGGGGGGAUCAUCGACGAGGCGGCUCUCCUGCGAGCGUUGGAGUCCGGACAGUGCGGGGGAGCAGGGCUCGAUGUCUUUGUUGAGGAGCCUCCUAAGAACCGCCCAUUGAUCGACCAUGCCAAUGUCAUCAGCUGUCCUCACCUGGGAGCCAGUACGAAGGAGGCUCAGGCUCGCUGCGGGGAGGACAUCGCUCUGCAGAUUGUGGACAUGGUGAAAGGCAAGAAUCUGGUUGGAGCUGUAAAUGCACCGGUUUUGGCCAGCACAUUCUCCCAGGAUUCUCACCAGCUGAUCAAACUCGGAGAAGCCGUCGGAGCUGUGCUGCAGUCCUGCACUGCUUCAAAGAAACCGCUUAAACAUGUCCAAAUCACGACUCAAGGGGAUUGCCUGAAGUCCUCCACUGGUUACAUGACUUCAUCAGUCCUGGUUGGACUGCUGGACCAGGAACCUGGCUGUUGCCCAAACCUCAUCAACGUACUGAGCCUCGCCAAGGAGUCUGGAAUUGCGGUAAAUCAGACCCACUGUGCGUCUGACGAGGCUGCCAGUGGAGUGUGUAAGGUGGAGAUCGUGGUAGAUGGCUGCAGCUACAAAGCCAGUGGUUCUGUUCAAGGUGGCGUGCCGGUCCUGCUUGAGCUGGACGACAGUGUGUUCAGACAGCCGGUCUCUCUCACUGGAAAUCUGCUGUUCUUCAAGGCCUCCCAAAGUCCUCAGCUCCUGUCCUCAGUGGCUGGACUGCUGGCCUCAGAGGGAGUGGAGAUCGAGUCCUUCAGUGCUCCCGCAGCCCGCUCUGGGGAUCUGUGGUAUUGCGUGGGGGUGUCCUCUCUCCCACGAGACCUCAGUGCUUUGAAGCCUUUAGUGAAGGAGGCUGCACAGGUCACCAUUUAGAUGACGGCAGCAAUGCUAUACCUCUUUACAGUGUCUAAUAUAAUUGAUCCGUCUUAGUGUUUACAACUAACAAUUUACAAGUUGAACAUUUGCAGUUUAAACUUGUAUUUUGAUAACAUUCCAGUGUUUUAGAUGCUUUACAUCCACUUUGUUGAAAUACAAAUAAAUGCACGGUCAUGUGCCUAUAAGUUU
Pseudoliparis swirei is the source of this 1846-nucleotide messenger RNA. It is a transcript of the gene phgdh, whose product is annotated as phosphoglycerate dehydrogenase. The transcript is spliced from 12 exons. Lineage: Eukaryota; Metazoa; Chordata; Actinopteri; Perciformes; Liparidae. Gene Ontology annotation, biological process: L-serine biosynthetic process. The record is from RefSeq and is a predicted model, not a curated record. Gene Ontology annotation, molecular function: phosphoglycerate dehydrogenase activity; NAD binding. The coding region runs from base 65 to 1654 and encodes 529 amino acids.